AUGGCAUCAACUUCGACUGCCUCAGAGAAUCCUGCGCCAGGAAGUGAUGAGAAAAGCACCUUACCCUGGGCUGCUAUUCCUCGCUAUGUGCCAGGUGUAACUGACACGACGGAGUAUGCCAAGAAGAUCAAGUUCCUAGCUGAUGUUUGGCCUAAGGAACAGCUAAGUGUCUUGGGACCAAGAGUGGCUCUUCUUUGCGAGGGCACGGCGUUCAAGAAGGUGAGUCGCUUGGAUGCUGCUAAGCUUAAGGCCAAUGACACUUCAGGAGUGGAGUUGAUUGUGAGAACCUUGGGCGGGGCCUGGGGUCAGACAAUCUUGGAAGAGAAAUACGAACAGUUCGAGAAGGCCAUCUACGGUACUGUUCAACGGAAUGAUGAGACUCACGAUUCCUAUUUGGCCAGGCAUGAUAUUCAUUUCGAGGAGUUGCUAGCCCAGAACAUCACCUUUGAGGAGCUUCGGUCUUACAUUCUGCUUCGCCAAUCACAGCUGAGUAGCGACGAUAAGAAGAGGAUUGUGGUUGAGCACAGUGGGAAGUUGACCUAUGAGAAGGUGAAGGCCUCAAUUCGACUUCUGGGCUCCAAGUUUUUCGGUGAAAUGCAGGGCCAACGAUCAAGUCAGAGACACAAGGUGUAUGAUGCUAACACGCUUGAUGAAGCCCUUACAGAUGAGCCUGAGAAAGCCUUCCAAGCCAGCACAGCCGCUGGGGCUCCCAACUUCGACGAGCUCGACAACGAGCUCGAGCCUGAGUACCUGGAGGCCUUAGCAGCCUCGGAAGAUGCCGAUGCCUUACAGAUUCAGGCUUUCGAGGAGGAGCUAGAGGGUUUCUUUCAGGAGACUCCAGAUUUACAAGAAGCCCUUGUUUCCUAUAUGGAAGCAAGGGGCCGGCUAUUGGCCAAAAAGAAGUCCCGAGGUUUUUGGCCAGUGUCUGGAGGUGGCAAGGGCAACAAGGGUGGUCGCUCUUUCAAGGGCGGCAAAGGCAAGGGAAAGAGCUCACGUGAUCAGCUGCUCGCGCGCAUAGCGCGCAGUGUGUGUCGUGCCUGUGGUGAGAAAGGGCACUGGAAGGCAGAGUGUCCGAAGUUUGGACGUCCCGGAUCGAUGAGCGGAAAAGGGGAAGCCACGACAACCAUGGCAGAAGUCGUGGUGGAGACCGCCGCUGCAACGAUGACGUCUGACCAGGAUGGCGCUGCAGUGCUUAUCACCGUGCCAGAGGAGGCGAUCACCUUGGCCGAGGCAUAUGUUGCUUAUGUUCUUAAUGAGCCUAUAAAAGCCAUCCUUGAUACGGGAGCUAGUCGCUGUGUCAUGGGAAAGUGCCUCCUAGCAACUUUUGUCAGCCAGCUGAGUGAUGCCACCCGUGCUCUGAUCAAGGUGAUGAAGAGCUCAGUGAAGUUUCGGUUCGGCAAUAACCAGACAUUGCUUAGUGAGCUUCGGGUUCUUUUGCCGUUUUGCACGGGGCAUCAGCAGAUUUUGUGGCUUGCCAUCGAGAUCGUCCCAGGAUCAACGCCGCUGUUAUUCAGUAAGAAGGCCCUUAAGCAACUUGGAGGCGUUAUCGAUACCUGUGAGGACGUGUGCCAUCUCAAGCUUUUACAGAAGAAGCUGCACUUGAGCACUGGGCCAACCGGUCUGUACACGAUAGACCUCGCCCGCCUGUGUGAGGAAAGUAGUCAGGAGCAGAAGUGCCAGCUCGUGUGUGAAGACAGCUCCGUAGGAGCCGUUAACGAGCCAUCGCAGACGUCGAAGGAUCCGUCUGUGAACACCAGCCAACAGGAGAGUGCGAAACAGCUUAGUGCAGCCGCCUGCCAGUGUCAUGUCGACAGGAGCUACCAACUUGGCAGCCCGCUUUGCCAGGUUGAGGACAUGACGAUCGACUUCGGCAAGGCUAUGAAAGGACGGACCUAUUUGGACGUCGUCGAGAACGAGGGGGACUGGACGAAGUGGUUUCUAGACCAUUUCAAAAAUUCCGAAAAGCACAACCACAAAGCCUUCAUGAUUUUCGUGGAGAAGUAUGUCAAACAGUCGGAACAGAUCGAGGCCGAGCUGUUGAGCGCCGAGGGUUCUGCCGAGCCCGCAACGACUACGUCGAGGACCGCGGCUCCCAAGCCCAAGCCAAAGGCGUAUCCACGACAUGCCGUCGUGCCUUCCGAUCGCGGUCCCACCACAGAUCAGUGGGAUCUUUUGUCGGUGAGUGGCGAGCUAGAGCCCGCUCUCGACAACCAAGUGUCGUCUCUAGCCACGCGGAUGACUCAGCUAGAGCAUGUGAUGGAGCAGGUGUUGAUGUCAGGGAAUUCCUUUGAUAAGUCUGGGAACUUAGGUAAACCUCCAGCUUACCUCAUGUUCGGAACCUACAUGCAUGGAGGGAUCGUUGGUGUUGAUGAGGAUGACAGAGAGCUGUGGAUUGCAGGACAGAGCGAGCAAGAGCAUGCUGACAAUAGCCAGACCAUCCGCCGUGCCCUGCUGCGCCGCAGCAAUCCUGUCCGUGGUCCCUACAAGCCUGGCGAUUGGGUACUGUACUGGAUGCGUAAAGGUUCAGCUUCAAUUACAGGUGUGAACGAUCAAGCUGGCAGUUCCGGGAGUUUUGAAGCAAACAAUGAAGUGUCUCCCACCGCAGCUGAAGUUCCUAUCCCUGAUGAUGACGAUGAUGGACUCUUCACUGAGGAAGUGUUGCUAGCAAGUCCGGCUGCGGGAGUCACGGAUGCUGAUGGUCAGGACCUGCUGACCUUUACAGCUUUGCACACCAGUGCCUGUGCGUCAGGACUUCCUUUGGCCGAAGACGAUCUGCCGUAUGUAGAGCAGCCGUUAGAAUGUCAGGAAGAUCAAGCCUUUUGCCUUGAGAUUCCCGUGAAGGCCAAAGACAUCAAGCGGUGGUCUCAGGAGGCCAAUCCUGAACACAUGGUGCAACUAGCAGCCGUCAGCAAACGAGCCCGCGCAGAAGUCCACGUGAAGGGGGAAUACGUUAAGAACAUCCCACAGAUUGACAUUGGUUGGAUGCGAGCUCUUUGGGGAGUCGUGCAUGUGCCCGAAUUCCGUUGGCAACAGCCCGAGGAGAGUUACAAGAAGCUUAACCUAGCCAUCAUUGUCACGGACUGUAAAUCCCUGUAUGAUCUGGUGACUCGCCUGGCGAUGCCGGCCUGCGAAGAGCAUCGAACGACUCUGGAAGUGCUGCUGAUCAAACAGCGCUGCGCUGAAAAUACCUGCUUCCGGUGGAUACCCACCACACUCCAGGCAGCUGACUGCUUGACUAAAGUCAUGGAUGCGACGCUGUUGAGAACAGUACUGUCCCAGGGAAGGUUUAAGCUCUUCGACACGUCCAAAGUUCUCGAAAAA
Messenger RNA from Symbiodinium necroappetens, 3321 nucleotides. NCBI's taxonomy places the organism in Eukaryota, Dinophyceae, Suessiales, Symbiodiniaceae. The record is from the annotation of a GenBank genome assembly.